AUGACAUUCUUCGGCGCAUGGACGCAAGGCAUCCGCUUCAGUCCUCGCUCACUGCAGAGCAUACUCGCUGGCCGGUCAUGUCUGCGCGCCCAGCUGCACCAGUCUUCCGCUCUCUCAAGAGGCGUGUUCCGCGAACUUAUCUGCAGAAGUAAAACAGCCACAAGUUCUUCGCCAAUCGCAUCUCUGAGGUUUGCGAAUCUCCGGGGUGGAGAGAGGCACUUCAGUCUGCGUGCGAGUUGCCGACCUCCGUUCGACCCGCGGUUCUUCUCGAGGAAUGCCUCCACCAUCCCUGCUGAGCUCCCGGUGCUUUCCCCACCUCCAGUCGCACGCUGGCUGAUUCUCUCGUCUGUUUUGGUCUUUGCUGUCAUUGUGGUCGGUGGUGUCACUCGUCUGACCGAGUCCGGCCUGAGCAUAACGGAAUGGCGUCCCAUAACUGGUGUCCUACCUCCACUAUCCGAGGCGGAGUGGAAGGUAGAGUUCGAGAAGUAUAAAGCCACACCGGAAUUCAAGCUGAUGAACCACUCGAUCACGCUCAAUGAGUUCAAGGAUAUCUUCUACAUGGAAUGGGGUCACCGCGUCCUUGGCCGUCUGAUUGGUGUCGCCUUCAUCUUACCCCUCGCUUACUUCGCCGUGCGCAAGCGUCUCACCGCAACGCUCCCGAAGCAGCUCUUUGGCAUGGCGCUGCUCCUCGGCGCACAGGGCGCCCUCGGGUGGUAUAUGGUCAAAUCUGGUCUCGAGGACUCGCUCAUGGACACCCCUGGCGCCGUCCCGCGUGUAUCGCAGUACCGGCUCGCUGCUCACCUGGGCACUGCGUUUGUCCUGUAUGCUGGGAUGCUUGGCACUGGAAUGGCGGCGCUGUACGACUGGCGAUACGCGACUACCGGCAAGUGGGGCGGGCUCAUGGGAGACAAUGUGCAGUGGAAGGCUAUGUUAGAGAAUCCGCUUGUGAAGCGAUUCUCGCGGUACUCCAAGGCAUUGACCGCGCUGGUGUUCUUGACGGCUCUCUCAGGCGCAUUUGUCGCUGGCCUCGAUGCUGGACUGCUCUAUAAUGAGUUCCCUCUCAUGGGCGGCCGGCUUGCGCCCCCUCAGGAUGAGCUCUUCUCAAAGGCAUACGCAAAGGCACCGGACGGUUCUGACCUGUGGUGGCGGAACAUCUUCGAGAACCCGACCACGGUCCAAUUUGACCAUCGUUGUCUCGCGAUCACAACGUACACCGCGACAGCCGCGUUAUACGCGAUGACACGUAACCCCGCAAUGCGGGCUGCCCUUCCGCCUCUGGCAAGACGCAUGAUGGUUGCGGCAUUUGGAAUGGCGAACGUGCAGGUCCUGCUGGGCAUUGGCACGCUGCUAUAUCUGGUACCUAUUCCCCUCGCUGCGGCUCAUCAGGCAGGCAGUGUCAUGCUCCUGACCACGAUGGUGCAAUUGCUUGUAUCUUUGCGGAGGCCUGGAGCAGCAGCGAGAGCGUGGAGACAGGCACUACUUGCGAAAAGAGGGAAGGCGUAG
Molecule: messenger RNA, 1503 nt
Organism: Postia placenta MAD-698-R-SB12
Lineage: Eukaryota; Fungi; Basidiomycota; Agaricomycetes; Polyporales; Adustoporiaceae
Exons: 4
Coding region: 1-1503 (500 amino acids)
Biological process (GO): heme A biosynthetic process
Cellular component (GO): mitochondrial inner membrane
Molecular function (GO): oxidoreductase activity, acting on NAD(P)H, heme protein as acceptor
Source: RefSeq, a predicted model, not a curated record